Pisolithus orientalis is the source of this 1175-nucleotide messenger RNA. RefSeq lists its product as uncharacterized. The transcript has 5 exons. The record is from RefSeq and is a predicted model, not a curated record. Bases 385 to 1056 code for a protein of 223 amino acids. Lineage: Eukaryota; Fungi; Basidiomycota; Agaricomycetes; Boletales; Pisolithaceae.
CAACAGAGAGCUUGAAAUAACACGUGACACGGGGUUGGAGCAACUCGAUAGAGCACAUUUACGCGCCCCUUCCUACUUCAUAUGCCUGCUCAACGUUACUGCUUCGUCUUCCCGGUGCUAGCCAUCCUGCAGAACCCUGAGAUUCUUGGAGUAUGAAGGUGCUCGGUGGCGCGGACCACAGGAGCGAUAAUGUGAUUAGCAGCUUCCAGCGUGUUUUGUGUAAGCACUUCGCAAGGUCUGAGAAGCAUCCCCGGGCCGUAUCUGAUUUUUCCGACGUGCUGUUGCUGGUCCCUUGUCAACCGUAUUGCUCAUUGGGAGUGACCUUAGUCCCCUCUGAUGUGCCAUGAAUACCUUCAGCGAGCAAGGUGGUACAGCUUCAAAUAGAUGGGACCCCUUCCCUGUGCGCAUCCGGGUACUAGGGCUUUGGACAACGUCACCGACUUUGAUCCCUGCCUCGACAUCUAUUCUUUGGAGACAGAAGCAAAUAACUUGAUGCUGAUUCAGCCUACUAGAAUGUAUAUCCCAAAUCCACAAAUCCUUAAAUCCCCACCCUCCUUUCUUUUAUGUCUGAGCACUGGGUACUUUUGGCCCUCCUAUCACGCCCGCUCGCGUACGGGGGCUAGUUCUCUGAGUGUGAUUGGUGCUGAGCGGACAACAAGCGAUCGCCAAUACCUACUUCAUCAACGGACGGCCAUACAGUGCGGGAACGGCCCAUUCAUCAUAGCUGACUUCGUUCUCGCCACACCCCAGACAAGAGGACGAUCUUCCUACAUGGCCAGAGUAACUUUCGUACCGGCUCUCAAGCUACGCGAUAAACACUUGAUAUAUUCAUUUUCUGUGUUUUUCUCCUCAUCUGCCGCUAGAUUUCAACCUCCAGUAAGAAAACAAAACGUGGGCCAAGAACACCCUUUUGCACCAUCGGUUUCACCUUAUGGUCGACGGGGAAACGCCGGAAGGCACGGAUCACUAAGUGGCCAUCGGACGCGGAUAACUGGGUACUUAGGUUCAGUUGUAGGAUCGUUUUUGACAUUCGGUGGGUCGCAUGUCCUUCGAUAGCCGUAUUCGGGGGAAAAUGACGGUAGAGAUGGGCGCCGACCUCCGUCUCUGAUGCUUGUUGUGCCUGCGGACGCCAUUGAAGAUAUUUUCAUUCGUAGAGCGGGUAAGGAACUGACAGU